Molecule: messenger RNA, 486 nt
Organism: Impatiens glandulifera
Lineage: Eukaryota; Viridiplantae; Streptophyta; Magnoliopsida; Ericales; Balsaminaceae
Product: histone H2A-like
Exons: 2
Coding region: 1-486 (161 amino acids)
Cellular component (GO): nucleosome
Molecular function (GO): protein heterodimerization activity; structural constituent of chromatin; DNA binding
Source: RefSeq, a predicted model, not a curated record
AUGGAGGGUGGUAACAAGUCUAAGAGAGGUUUUAGAAAGGGCGGUGAAAAGAAGAAAUCAAUUUCAAGGUCGGUCAAGGCCGGUCUUCAGUUUCCGGUGGGUAGGAUCGGGCGGUUCUUGAAGCAAGGUCGUUAUGGUAAGCGUGUUGGAAGAGGAGCUCCUGUUUACCUAGCAGCUGUUCUCGAGUAUCUUGCGGCUGAGGUUCUUGAGUUGGCUGGGAUUGCAGCUACAGAUAACAAGAAAAGUAGGAUAACUCCAAGACAUCUUCAAUUGGCGGUGAGAAAUGAUGAAGAGCUUGGGAAGCUUCUUGCAGGGGUAACAUUUGCUUAUGGAGGUGUCUUGCCCAAUAUUAACCCUGUCCUUCUUCCCAAGAAGAAAGACAAGGCCGCGGCCGAGGAGGAGGAAACAGAUAAUUCUCCAUCCAAGGCUAAGGUGGUCAGUACCAAGGCCAAGAAGUCACCUAGAAAGGCAGCUGCGGCAAUUUAA